UCUUCAACCAACUGGUUCGGAUUGGAAGCUGGCAUCGUAGCCUGGGAAGUAGUUCAGAGAGGCAUGGAUUCCUUGAUGGAACAUAUAAAGAACAAGAUACCUGAAGGUUCGGGUAAGUUUCGGGCGCCUAUUCGGAAGCUCAGUUAACCGGCCGGCAAAUAUUUAACCGGCAGUGGCAAUCGAUCGUGUCGCGACCGAAAACCAGGAGCGUGUAUAAUUAAAAACAUUUCUCUCUCUUUCUGCGUUCACGAGCAUCCCAGAACCGCUGCUAAAGGCUGAAGAAUCCAAAAUUGCAAUGGUUGAACUCCCUCCUCUGCGCAAUGACCUCCUGCUACGGGCAGCUAGAGGAGAAAAGACGGAAAGAGCUCCGGUCUGGAUUAUGAGGCAGGCUGGAAGAUAUUUACCAGAAUUUCGUGCGCUCCGUGCUAAUCAUGAAUUCUUCGAAAUCUGCCGUACUCCUGAACUCGCGACCGAAAUAACACUUCAGCCUAUCCGGCGGUAUUCUGGUCUAAUCGACGCUUCGAUUAUCUUCAGCGACAUCCUCGUAAUUCCUCAGGCUAUGGGAAUGGAGGUUCUGAUGAAUCCUGGUCCAUCGUUCCCAGAUCCAUUGAACAUACCGGCCGAUGUAGCCAAGCUGAGACAAAAUGUCGACGUGGAGAAGGAGCUAGGGUAUGUUUUCAAGGCCAUUACGCAGACCAGGAUAGAAUUAAAAGGCGAGGUCCCAUUGAUUGGCUUCUGUGGUGCUCCUUGGACGCUCUUUGCAUACAUGAUCGAAGGUGGAGGAUCAAAAACAUUCACCAAAGCCAAAACUUGGCUAUUCAAGUAUCCUAAAGAGUCGGAAGCACUACUUAUCCAAAUAGCGGACGUAUGCGUCGACUUCCUGGUAGGUCAAGUAAAAGCAGGGGCUCAGUUGCUCCAAGUAUUCGACUCUUGGGCAGGAGAGCUCUCUCCGCACGACUUUGCCCUUUUCUCUCUUCCCACUCUGAGACAUAUCUCAAAGGGUGUUCGCGAAAAACUUGCGAAUCAAAAUAUUCCUCAAGUUCCCAUGACCCUUUUCGCCAAGGGAGCGAAUUACGCACUGGGUGAGCUCGCCCAGGAUUCCGGCUAUGACGUUUUGGGAUUGGAUUGGUGUAUCGAACCCUCAGUCGCUCGAAGAACUGUCAACGGUAAAGUUGCACUACAAGGCAAUAUGGAUCCGAAUGUGCUGUACGGAGGCAGGGAAGCCAUCGAAAGUGCUGUGAAACGGAUGUGUAAGGAAUUCCAAGACGGUAAUAAUGGUGGAGUCAGUGCAUGGAUUGCGAAUCUAGGUCAUGGUAUAACACCUGGUGUUGACCCAGAGGAUGUAAGAUGGUACUUUGAGUGUAUACACAAAUAUUCUGCAAGUAAACAGUAA
Lentinula edodes (shiitake mushroom) is the source of this 1393-nucleotide messenger RNA. RefSeq names its product uroporphyrinogen decarboxylase. Gene Ontology annotation, molecular function: uroporphyrinogen decarboxylase activity. The record is from RefSeq and is a predicted model, not a curated record. The transcript has 3 exons. NCBI's taxonomy places the organism in Eukaryota, Fungi, Basidiomycota, Agaricomycetes, Agaricales, Omphalotaceae. Gene Ontology annotation, cellular component: cytosol. Bases 296 to 1393 code for a protein of 365 amino acids. Gene Ontology annotation, biological process: heme biosynthetic process.